Ficedula albicollis (Collared flycatcher) is the source of this 1984-nucleotide messenger RNA. RefSeq names its product beta-1,3-glucuronyltransferase 1 (gene B3GAT1). Gene Ontology annotation, biological process: chondroitin sulfate proteoglycan biosynthetic process; carbohydrate metabolic process. Bases 357 to 1361 code for a protein of 334 amino acids. NCBI's taxonomy places the organism in Eukaryota, Metazoa, Chordata, Aves, Passeriformes, Muscicapidae. Gene Ontology annotation, cellular component: Golgi membrane. Gene Ontology annotation, molecular function: galactosylgalactosylxylosylprotein 3-beta-glucuronosyltransferase activity. The record is from RefSeq and is a predicted model, not a curated record. The transcript is spliced from 7 exons.
AACAAAAACACCAUAAAGGAGGAGAAAAGGGAGGAGGGAAGGAGGCGGAGGUUGCCGGGGGAGCCCGCUCGGAUGGGCGAAGAGCCGCUCUGAACCGUGCCUGUGUUGCCGGGGAUUAAAGCGUGAAUGGGAGCAGCUCCCCGGCCGCGAUGGAGAGAGGAGGCGGCUCCGGCUGUGGCCAUCAGGUUUGCUCCCACAUGAGUCCCUGAGGUUCCUGCUGGCAGCUCCAGCAGUGCUGCCCAGAAGUGCCCUCCUGCUCCUGGGCUCAGCAGCCGAGGUCUCUCCAAACCUGCUUCUGCAAUGGGUGGGUUGUAAGCACUGGUAAUGAGGAGCUGUGGGCCCAGUCAGUCUUGGAGAUGCCGAAGAGACGAGACAUCCUGGCUAUCGUGCUGAUAGUUCUGCCCUGGACUCUCCUAAUCACCGUCUGGCACCAGAGCACCAUUGCUCCACUGCUUGCAGUGCACAAGGAUGAUGGUGGUGACUCCCAGCGUGAUCUCGCUGCAGGCUUGGACUCCAAGGAAUACUGCCUGUCGGACCGGGACAUAGUGGAGGUGGUGAGGACAGAGUACGUGUACACGCGCCCACCGCCGUGGUCAGACACGCUGCCCACCAUCCACGUGGUCACCCCCACCUACAGCCGGCCGGUGCAGAAGGCAGAGCUGACCAGGCUGGCCAACACGCUGCUGCACGUGCCCAACCUGCACUGGAUCCUGGUGGAGGACUCGCAGCGCCGCACGCCGCUCAUCACGCGCCUGCUGCGCGACACGGGGCUCAACUACACGCACCUCAACGUGGAGACGCCGCGCAACUACAAACUGCGCGGGGACACCAGGGACCCCCGCAUCCCCCGCGGCACCAUGCAGAGGAACCUGGCCCUCAGGUGGCUCAGAGAGACCUUUAACAAGAACAGCACCCAGCCCGGCAUUGUUUACUUUGCUGAUGAUGAUAACACCUACAGCCUGGAGCUCUUCGAGGAGAUGCGCAGCACCAGGAAGGUGUCGGUGUGGCCCGUGGCCUUCGUGGGCGGCCUGCGCUACGAGUCGCCCAAGGUGAACGCGGCGGGGAAGGUGUACGGCUGGAAAACCGUGUUUGACCCGCACCGGCCCUUCGCCAUCGACAUGGCCGGCUUCGCCGUCAACCUGCGCCUGGUCCUGCAGCGCCCCCAGGCCUACUUCAAGCUGCGCGGCGUCAAGGGCGGCUACCAGGAGAGCAGCCUGCUGCGCGAGCUCGUCACCCUCGGCGACCUGGAGCCCCGGGCCGCCAACUGCACCAAGAUUUUAGUCUGGCACACAAGGACAGAGAAGCCUGUGCUGGUGAACGAGGGCAAGAAAGGAUUCACAGAUCCCAAUGUGGAAAUCUGACUGUGCAGAGACCAACACCAGAAGAUUUCUUUAUGCACAGCCUGGAAGUUCCUCUGCACAGCACCCACCCAGCAGCCAGGCGGGAGCCAGCAUCUCUGCAGCUUCCACGAGUUUUAGCCUUCUGGAAAACCAACAACUCUGCACAGACGAACUGCCCGACCCCCUGCCCUUCCUCCCGCACUCGGAGCGGAGCAGAUGCUCCGGAGGUGGAGAAUAAAGCACAGCGAGCCAGGACUGCCCCUCCCGGCUCCAGGCUCCCAAUGGGACGGGGCUGCACCGGGCAGGGGCUGUUCGCCAGCCUGGGUGAGGCUGAGAGCCACGGGGGGACUGGUUCUGCUGAGACACACGGACCUUGUGACCAUGUGUGACAGCCUGAGCAGCUCUCUGGCCGUGGAGGGGACGGCUGCCUUCCGAGAUGGCACCUUAGCCCUUAAUUUUAAACCGACUUUAAUCAGUGUUUGUAACGCUGCACAAGACAAGGAAGGGUUUGGGGGAGGGGGGAAAGCAAGGCAGGUUAGAACAAACCCUUUAAGCAUCACUGUUUUCUGAUUUCCCUCUCCUUUUCCUUUCUCAGUUUCAUUCCUCUGUGGUGGAAGGGACUUUAAAGGUCCUCUGGUCCAACC